Chilo suppressalis (striped riceborer) is the source of this 4414-nucleotide messenger RNA. The record is from the annotation of a GenBank genome assembly. NCBI's taxonomy places the organism in Eukaryota, Metazoa, Arthropoda, Insecta, Lepidoptera, Crambidae.
CGUGGAUUUUUUUCUAGUAAACUUUUCUUUAGAUUUUAUCAUCUAGCAGUUGAAUGCUUAAAAAAUAAAAACUAUAAUUGCUAUUUCUUCUUUCAAAUAUUUCAAUACUUGCAAAGGUAUUUCAUUUGACAUUGUGGGUUACCUACAAUGCGAAGAGAUGGCGCUGCCUUGCAGCCUAAGGCUAGAGAAAAUUCGACACGGCCGUCAGGGCCGCGGUAGCAUAAUGAUCAGUGCAAUGAUAGCGAAGGGUGCGGGUUCGAGUUCCGUCUGCUGCCUGGUCCGCGUGGAACUUUUUCUAGUAAACUCUUCUUUAGAUUUGAAAGUCGAAAGCUGUUUUUAUGUUAAAUGGUUGGCUAACAAGUAUGGUAAACGGCCACCAUAGCCUAUAGACGUUUGCAACACCAAAAAAAUCACCAGCAGUAUUGCCUACCCUGACCUAAUCCCCUACCCCAUGGAGCCCUGGAACCUUAAUCACCGACAGAAACACAACACCACCACAGGUAGAGUUAUUAUACUGUGGUCUUCUGUAAGACUUAUUCUUAUGAGCAAAGAAAUAUUAUGUUGUUGAUGCUGCUCUUCUGUCGAAUGGGUAAAACAUUUUUUUUUUAAUUCUAAUUUGCCUAAAGUCUUUUGUAGCCACAAUUCAAAUGCUUUCAAUUGUGGCGACAAAAGACUUGAGGCAAAUUAGAAUUAAUCAAAUGUACACUGGCGUCGACUCCGACACGAUUGUCUUAAACUAAACUUAAAUUUGAUAGCACUCAGUCCUUGUUAUUCGCUAUACAGAAUGAAAAGGAGAGGCUGAUGUUAAAUUGAUUUUUAAGUUCAGGGAAUCAUGUCGACACCUAUCCCUAUAUAAAUACAAGUUAUUGCCCGUCCUCCCUGUAUGAUUCAAUCGUUAAGAGAGAAAGAUAUACACCUAUUUACUAAAUUUAGUACUUCAAAAACUUUGUUUAGGUAUUUAAGGUCCGUUACUCCAUAAUUCAGAGAGCAUCAAUACUUUAAAAUCUUCGUUUACAACAGGUUCAUAAGUGAGUAUGUCUUUCUUCGUUAAAAUUGACCACGUAACUCAAAUAGGAGCGAGGGGUGACUUUGAUCGAUAUUUAUGUAGUUGCGUGGUCGCCGUGGUUUGACUCAUGCCAACAGCAAGUCCAGUUAAGGCUACAAAAAGAAAUCGCUAAACGUUAAACCAGACAAGGAAGUAGGGGAAAUUUCCUUUACGCAUUUUUCAUAAAUAUAAAAUAACAUUUAUUGUUUUCAAUUAUAUUUUGCCUUAUUUGAUGUAACAACUACGGUAUCGUAGUUAAUAUAAAAAAGUCUUGUGAAUGGAUAGGUAGGUACAGAGUCCGACUAAGGAUUUUACAAUAUUUGAUUUAUAUUUGAAAUAUAUACCGUGCAAACACUAUUAGGUUAAUCCGAAAAACCAAGGCUUUAUAAAGGUUUUUAAUCGAAAUUGAAUCGUCUUUAAUACGAAUGUUACUUUCGUUAAAUUUUAUUUAAAAUUAUAUACCUACCUAAUUUAAUUUCAAAAAUUGCUAACUUUCUUCGUGCUUAAACUAAAACUAAAAAUAAAAUUGGCAAAACGAUCACACCACAAAUCAAACUCGACACGUGCCACCGCAAAUUUAAUCAUUACCUUUUCCAAAGUCACACUUGAUUAGUACAGACAUAAUACUUAUUAACAAUACCCUUGAAAGCGUCAAACACAAUCGACCACCAACAAACCUUGUCAAACAAAAAAAUAAAUAGAAACAAAACACCACCAAUUACAGAGGGACUCAGUGAAGUGUCACCAGUGCUCAGUGAAGUGGAGUGUUUCUGGAACUAUGGAGUGACGCGGCCGGCACCAUGUACCGCCCGAACUUCUACGAGAGCACCUGCUUUAGGUGCAACGAGAUCGUCUACCAAGUGGACAGGGUCGGGCCCCUGAAGGACUUCACGUUCUUCCACAGUGGAUGUUUCAAGUGCGCAGUGUGCGGUACCAAGUUGACUUUGAAGACGUACUACAACAACCAGCACUGGACCGAAGACAAAGAAGUAUACUGCUCAAGUCAUGUCCCUAAGAUUGGACCUGGCCACUUGGACAACUCGUCUGUAGGCAUCCGGAGCGCCCUGAAUGUGCCCAAGAGCAACAACUACGUCAACGAGCAGAUCCGAGGGUUGGCCAGAAAUAGCCAUGACAGCGAACUUUCCCCGAUUCGCGCGACGAACGGAGGCAGCGUACACGCGUCGCCUGCGCGAGACAUCGCCCGCGACACACCGGACUACCAGUACGGACGGUUCGACGCCAGCGCACUGCACAUCGCACACGCGCUCAAACAGACCGAGCUGCAGAAGGCCUACCACAGGCCGCGGGAGAAGCCCAUAGACUGCUACCUGGAUCGAGAUGAACAAACCAAAUUGGAAAUGAAGCACAGGCAAGAAGAAGAUGACCUAUAUAGAAAAUUCUCAAAACACCGCGAAGAAGAAAAUAGAAGGAUACGGGAGGAAAUACAGAAUGAGUGGGAGAGAGAGCUCGAGAGACUGACGAGCCGGUUCCAGCAAGAAAUGCAGGUGAAGAAACGUCGUCCGGACGCAGAGAUAGGCGCCCUCACGCUGAGGCACCAGCAGGAGAGAGCGGACCUAGAGAAGAACAUGACGUUAAGAAGGGACAAGAAGAAGGAGAGCUUAACGAGAAAAAUGUUGGAGCAUGAGAGAGCUGCAACGGCGGCACUAGUCGAGAAGCAGAGCCACGAGAUGAUGGAAUUGAUCCAGGAGCGACGCUCGGAGUACAUGGCAGGCUCGUCCCUCUACCUUGAUGGGGAGGAAGCGCCCCCGUACCCGUCGCGAGCGCCGGCGCCCCAACCGCCCCUCGUGUCCAAGUUCCACAUCUAUACGGACCCGGCGGAAUUCGCGGAUGUCGACAAAAUUGCUAUCUCGGUAGCGCAAGAAGACCAAAAAACAUUCACAGACCUAGUCCGGCAGCUAGUAGGACGAUGCGCCACCGACGUGGAGAAGGCGAGGACCAUCUUUCGUUGGAUCACCGUGAAGAACCUCAACAACAUACAGUUUGAUGAUAAUUUACGAGGAGAUUCGCCCCUGGGACUUCUUAGAGGCAUCAAACACGGCACAGAGAGUUACCACGUACUAUUUAAGAGAUUGUGCAGCUACGCAGGCCUUCAUUGCGUAGUGAUCAAGGGGUACAGCAAAUCAGCUGGCUACCAGCCCGGCGUGCGGUUCGAAGACAAUAGAUUUAGAAACUCUUGGAAUGCAGUAUACGUUGCGGGCGCGUGGAGAUUCGUGCAAUGCAACUGGGGCGCCAGGCAUCUGGUCAACGCUAAAGACGCGCCUAAACCUGGAAAUAGAGGGAAGAGCGAUAGUCUAAGAUAUGAGUACGACGACCACUACUUCCUGACGGACCCGCGCGAGUUCAUCUACGAGUUCUUCCCGCUGCAGGCGGACUGGCAGCUGCUCAAGACGCCCAUCACGCUGCACGACUUCGAGGAACUGCCCUUCGUGCGCUCCCUGUUCUUCAGAUACGGGCUGUACUUCAGUGACCCGAACACUAAGGCAGUCAUGUAUACCGACUCCACAGGUGCGGCGACUAUGCGUAUAGCCAUGCCGGCACACAUGCAGAGCUCACUCAUCUUCCACUACAACCUCAAGUUCUACGACACGGAGGGCGACGGCUUUGACGGCGUCAGCCUCAAGAGAUUCGUAAUGCAGUCAGUGGUGGGCAACGUGGUGUCGUUCCGCGUGCACGCGCCCUGCAGCGGCGCGUUCCUGCUGGACAUCUUCGCCAACGCGGUCACGCCUCGCGAGUACCUCACCGGCGAGCCCAUGAAGUUCAAGAGCGUUUGCAAGUUUAAGAUCUGCUGUGCGGAGCUGCAAACGGUAAUGGUGCCAUUACCGGACUGCGCGAGCGGCGAGUGGGGCCCUACCAAAGCGACUAGACUCUUCGGUCUAGUACCAAUCACACACCAGGAAGCGUUAGUAUUCGCCGGACGCGAGCUCGAGAUUCAGUUCCGCAUGUCGCGACCCCUGGCCGACUUCAUGGCGACGCUGCACAAGAAUGGUGUGGACGAGAAACGACUCUCCAAGUAUGUGCAGCAGAACGUCUCUGACGACAUCGUCUCGUUCUACAUCACGUUCCCUGAGGAAGGUCAAUACGGGCUAGACAUCUACACAAGAGAGCGAGGGGGACCCACAACCAUUCACCAAAACGGCUCCACGGAAAAGGAGAAACAUCUUCUAACGCAUUGCUGCAAAUACCUCAUAAACAGCAGCAAGAGAAAUUAACCACACGACAAUAUCAUUAUAGUCAUUGACAUAGAAGACAUUCUAAAUAUUUGUUUCUUAGGUUUUCACACACACCACCCAUUAUAUAAAAACAUGUUUCAACGGUAUAGAUGCACUGAUUUAUUUAUUUAUGACGUUU